AUGAACAGUCAAGACCCAGCUACUAGAAAUAUCCACCAGGGAUAUUUUAAGUCGUGUCCAAAGCUAGCAAGCCCGCUUCGCCUGUUUACCGAACGGAUCAUCAAAGAACCAGCUACAAGAAAGAAGGACUCAGGCGGUCCUCGAUUUCAAACCAGGCUUCCCUUUAUCGUAUUAUUGGCUCUUGGCUGCUCUGAUAGGACUCAGGCGGUCCUCGAUUUCCAACCACGCUUCCCUUUAUUGUACUAUCGGCUCUUGGCUGCUCUGAUAGGACUGAGGCUACCCAAUCCACAUUCCAUUCCGUUCUGUCAAGGCCAGUCAAUGCCUCCUGAUCGGACGCCGCCCAGCCCUCGCUCUUCUAAUGGGCCUUAUGACCGACCAACAAGUACCAAAGGACAGCUUCCAGAACAUCUUGUCCCCAAGAAGCCCGGCCAUCAAUACAGCAAUAACUGCAUACUUGGCUCAAAAGUCAAUCAACACCUUCGGCAAAUGCUUCGAGGUAUUGAACCUGAAGUUAUUGAUUACGACCUCGCAGUGGCCUAUUUCUUAUUUGAAACUAGCCAUCUACCUCUUCCCGAUAUACCCGGAUCGGUCGACAUCAUUAUCGAGGACUAUCAUAUUCUUCGCGCCCUUACCAGCAGACAGCAUGACCUUCUAACCUGCGCAAAACACAUCAGAUACACGAUUGACCUUCACCUGGCUAACCCUGGCCCCAUUCAGCCCUUUGCCCUGCGAUAUCCCAACAGCAAUGCGCUCAACAGGCUCACCAUCGAGCGGUCAAAAGCCCUGCGCCCUCUUGCAUCCGAUCGAUCUCAUGUGCUUGUAGACUUGGCCGGCCGAUUGUUGGCAAUCAAUCUCAUCCCAGGUAAAAACCUCGAUCCUAAAGCCAAUGAUGACAAAGACGGAGACUGUAGUAACACAGAUGAUCCUUUACCUGAGUCGCGAGUUCUCAACGCUCUCGAAGGCGCGGCCGAGGUUCAUAGCCUUCCACGCUACAAUGGUCGUCUGGGUGAUCAUCUCAUUAACCCUAGCGCUUCAGCUUCUUCAUCAAAUCAUCUUGGUUCAGCUUCCGCUCAACCCCGUCUAUUCAAAGGCAACAAUCAACCCGUCCAGUAUCCUGGCGCCAUCAAUGGUUCAUUGCCAUACGAGGCUUUUGGAUAUGGAUUGGGAUCGCGCAAUGUCAAAGCUGACACCCAAAUGAAGUUGGGAUUUGAUCGACAAGGAUGGACCCUUGAUGACUGUGGAACACGACCCACGUCUGGCCGCUAUCUGCCACUGGUGAUGGGAAUGGGUGAGCAAAAUGUUUGGAAACGGGUAGAAAAUGCACGACUGCUUCAAGAAUUUCAUUGGCCCUAUGAAGUAUCAAGGGCGCUCAAUGCAGCUGUGCAACCAGAAACGUACAAGGUAGCCGAAAAAGUUGUACGAUUUAUUCAAGAAAACUCUAGUGCUCUCCUCUCAUCCCGGAUCAAAUCUUUGGCAAACAAGGUUGUCCAAGGUCAACAAAUCAACUACAACACUCAAGUUGCACCCCAUCGAGAUGGCAAGAACUCAAACCUUCUGGAUUCGGUUUUCAUCUAUGGCCGGAACUUCACCGGCGGCCGCUUUAUCUUCACUUCACUCGGAGUCAGUGUUUGUGCAGAUCCAGGUUACUCCAUUCAUGGCCGGUUUAAACUGCUUGAACAUACAGUCAGUCCAAUUCUACCAGGCCCCGAUCUCCGUUCGCCACCUCUCCGGGUCUCUCUCGCUUUAUACUCUCAUGCCGACGUCUAUGCAGGGCCAGCUAGAGUUUCGGCGGCUCGUACUGAUUUUUUAUUGGCUCAAAAAGGAGGAAAAUUGGUGGAGGAAGAAGUUUAA
Melampsora larici-populina 98AG31 is the source of this 1851-nucleotide messenger RNA. RefSeq lists its product as uncharacterized. Lineage: Eukaryota; Fungi; Basidiomycota; Pucciniomycetes; Pucciniales; Melampsoraceae. Bases 1 to 1851 code for a protein of 616 amino acids. The record is from RefSeq and is a predicted model, not a curated record. The transcript is spliced from 8 exons.